This is a messenger RNA of Amoebophrya sp. A120, 1895 nucleotides long. The record is from the annotation of a GenBank genome assembly. NCBI's taxonomy places the organism in Eukaryota, Dinophyceae, Syndiniales, Amoebophryaceae.
CUCGGUGGCUUACUACCCUGCAUCGGUAACUCCGAGGAAAAUCGGUACGCGUGGGUGGGCCAGAGGUGUAGUGAAUGCGAAUCAACAAAGUAUUGUGUGGAUUCUGUCUAAAGGUAAAGAUGGUCAUCGUGAAGAUCGUGAAGAUGGCACAAGACCUAGAAUAAAAAUAUAACAAAAUGGCACUUCGUGCUCGAGCUACUAGUUGCCCACCGUGAACAAAGAAGAUCCCGUUUACCUACAAAUUCGGUCAAGAAAUCUCGAUCUCAGAAAGUCCAGAAAAAAAAAAGUUAUUCGACCCCGCAUCGUAUUACAGUUGUGAAAAGCAAAUCUACAUCGUAAAAUCCGGCUUCGGAAGUGCUGGCAAACGAUUCUUCGGUUGGAUCCAUUGUAAGAUGUUGAGAGGGCUGCUCGGAAGAUGAGGGCGUCUCCGUAACUAACCAAACACCUGAUCAUCCUCGGAAAAUUUCCGACCUCUGAGUGCGACUGGAGUUUCGGUUCUUUUUGCAACACAGAGAUCAUUUCAUGCAAUUCAACAACUGUGAUUUUUAUGCUUCCUCCAUACACAUCAGGCCCCUGAUUAUUCUAUUCACGCAAUAGUCAACAUCAAGUCUUGAGACCAUCUCUAGUACAAAGCUUGAACUUGUUAUCCGCAACAGCAACCAUCAAAAAGCAACAACUCACAAAGAAAGCCUGCUCAGCGCAUAAUAAUCGCAUUCUGAUCUCGCACACUAAUCGCCUUCUGAUCUGGUUUUAGAUCCGAGACUAGGUUUGAUUCAUUUUUUUGAUAAGAAUUUCUCGGUCCUGCUCCCGCCCUGUCCAAAUAAAAAUGAAGGUGCUCUUCACUCUUGGUGCCAAUACCGCAGCGCUGGUACUAUUGGCCUCCUUGUCCUUGUUUUCCGAGAACAUUUUUGCGGUCAAUGCCGUGAAGGUGGAUGGCCGUCGUGGCCAAGAGAGUAAUCAUCUUGCGGCGACGGGACUUGCGAUGCACCCUCGUCCGUUCGAGUUCGCCGGAGGACCCGCUGAUGCGAGUCGUGUUCACGCAGAGUGCGUGGAAGGCUGCUUGGCAUUCCUACAACAUAGCAAGAAGAAGGCAGCCCGGGGAACAGCCAGUGCGAAAGCAGAAGCAGGGAAGGAACGGCUUUCGCGUCCGCAGUUGCAGUUGGAGGCCCAACAAGGAUUGACCAGCCACAACUAGUGCCCCGGAUGAAAUAAACGUCCUCAAUAGUGAACAGAAACACAGUGCAGUCGGGCAUGAUGUUUCUUCGAACCUGGCUGUCCUUCGAUACUCCGAGCAGCUUGAUUCGGCAGAGUAUAGUAAAACGCUGUGGCCGGUGGAAAAACAGAAAAUUGUACGAUGGAGGGCUCCAAGACUGGACGAGCCGGCGUUUGUGAGUUACUAGCCUUAAAGAAGUUUAAACCCUUUUGGGUUUUUUUUUGAAAUGUACUGUAUGAACUCUACCAAGAACAGCAGGAGCGUACGGCAGAAAAGCCAAAAAGUAGCAAGACGAAGCAUAUUUGCUUUAACGCUCACUGCAAAAUUUUUUGCUUCCGCCCCCAUAAUUUCUUCUCAAAGUGCUGAGAUUGUGAGUGACUCUGUAUGAUUAAAGGGCAUUAUAGUAUUCUACGUAGAUGUCCAUUCUUGAGGAACAUCAACACGGAAUACGAAUAAAGACCACAUCUACAUGUAAACACAAGUACUCAAACACUCAACCCCAAGAUCCUGGAUUUGUUCCACUUGUGCUGGAGAUCCUGGAUUUGUUCCAGUACCCUCAAAUACAACGGAACACCAGCUGGCUACGAUCACAACAACUCUUGUUUGGAAACUUCUUCAAACAAUCGCAAAAACCGAUAUUUUGAAGCAAAACGUAACGUAGCAUCACACCAGAUUGUCUUAU